UAACUUGCAUUUGACAAACGGCGACCAUUUCUACGUGUCAAGAAGUUUUAUCGGUAUACGUGUAGUUAGCUUAACAAAUUUGUGUUAUUUUAUAAAAUUAAAACAAAAUGCAUACCGUUUUAACGCGCGGAAAUGCCACUGUGGCAUAUUCGUUGAGUGUUCUCGCCUGCUUAACUUUUUGUUGUUUUCUUUCGACUGUCUUUCUCGACAGUAGGACAACUGCACACGUAAACACUGUAAAGGUGCUAGUGAAAAACGUUCCUGACUAUGGCGCCUCCCGUGAGAAACAUGAUUUGGGUUUUCUUACCUUCGAUUUGGAGACGAAUUUGACAAGCCUCUUCAAUUGGAAUGUUAAACAAUUGUUCCUUUACCUGACCGCUGAAUAUAAAACUCCAGACAGUGUGCUAAAUCAAGUUGUGUUGUGGGACAAAAUAAUAUUACGCGGAGAAAAUUCUGCAUUAGAUUUUAAGAAUAUGAAUACAAAAUAUUACUUCUGGGAUGACGGCAAUGGUUUAAAGAACAACAAAAAUGUUUCGCUAUAUCUGUCGUGGAAUAUCAUACCAAAUGCAGGCUUGUUGCCAACAAUCAGAUCACUCGGAUCUCACACAUUCAAAUUCCCUGCUGAAUAUUCAAUUGCCUCGGUGUAAGAAAUACUAAACUACACCUUUAAUUUGUAAUUAAAAAGAAUAACUAAAACAAACAAAUUAUAUUUAUAUAUUUCAAAAUAACUUGAAUUUAAAAGUUGUAUUUUGGGUCCUAAUUAUAUUUAAAUAAACAAUAAAUUGUUUGUUUGAUCAUGAAGCACAUAGUCAAAUUCGCGAAGCUUUGUGGUUCAGCAUA
Molecule: messenger RNA, 840 nt
Organism: Bactrocera latifrons
Lineage: Eukaryota; Metazoa; Arthropoda; Insecta; Diptera; Tephritidae
Gene: Spase22-23
Product: signal peptidase complex subunit 3
Exons: 3
Coding region: 108-647 (179 amino acids)
Biological process (GO): protein targeting to ER
Cellular component (GO): membrane; signal peptidase complex
Source: RefSeq, a predicted model, not a curated record